Oldenlandia corymbosa var. corymbosa is the source of this 2256-nucleotide messenger RNA. The record is from the annotation of a GenBank genome assembly. NCBI's taxonomy places the organism in Eukaryota, Viridiplantae, Streptophyta, Magnoliopsida, Gentianales, Rubiaceae.
AUGGGGAAGAAUCAUCAUCAUUUCCUCUGUUCUUUAUUCCUUUGCUUGUUCUUCCCCUGCUUCAACGUUCAAGCCCAGAACUCAGACUACAGAGUACCCGAUCAGUACUUCAUCAACUGUGGCUCGGCCGGAAGCACGACGGUCAAUGGCCGGAACUUCGUCGGCGACGUCAACCCGAAUUCCUUCACCUUAUCCGCACCUCAAUCCGCCGUAGCCACUAACCCAUCAACGAACUCAUCAGCAACUCUUUACGGAACCGCAAGAAUUUUCAAACAGACAUCCUGGUACGACUUAGACAUAGUCAACAACGGCACCUAUUUGGUACGCUUCCAUUUCUCUCCUUUCAUUUCUCAAGACGGUGUUGAUCUCAGCACCGCUAGAUUCAACGUCUCCGCUUCCAAUUUCUACCUUCUGUCCGAAUUCCAUGUUCAAAACAGUACCAACAACAACGCUUCUAGUAACUCGCCUUUGAUUAAGGAUUUUUUCAUGAAUUUAAAUGCCGGGAAGUUCCAGAUUAAAUUCAUUCCUUCCGGGUCAUCAUCGCUGGCUUUUGUCAACGCAAUUGAAGCAUUCCUUGCUCCUGAUGGCUUCAUUAGUAAUUCUACCCCUCCUGUAGUUGUUAUGGGGUCUAGUAACAGUGUCUAUGAUGGGUUAAUCUCUAAUGCUUUGCAAGUAAUUCAUAGGAUUAACGUUGGGGGAUCUCUAGUAACUCCUGGUGUUGACACAUUGGGGAGAACUUGGGUUCCUGAUGAUGAUUACAUGUUCUUCCAAAAUGCCACCGUUAAAACCCCGUUCCGAAAUGCACCGCCUCAAUAUGGCCCGGGUUCAGCUACAAGAUUUGAUGCUCCUGAUCCUGUGUAUAAUUCAGCCAAAGUGCUCAACGUUAAUAGUAGUGUAUUACAAAAUAUUAAUGCUACUUGGAGUUUCGCUGUGAAUCGGAAUUCCAGGUUUCUAGUCCGUGCGCACUUCUGUGACAUCCUUGGUGGCGUUUCAUCAGAUAUUUUGAAGUUUAAUCUCUUCAUCCAAAACUUCCUCCAAAUGGUUGAUGCACACUAUCAGAAUCGUGAUUUGGCCGUUCCUUUCUACUUCGACUUCGCGGUAGAUUCGGGUUCCUCUGGUUUGAUGAACGUUAGUAUGGGCGCUAGGCAAGAUUCAGAUACGAAAACGGCUUUUUUAAAUGGUCUAGAGAUUAUGGAACUGAUUAGCAGCUCUGGUUCCAUUUCAGUGCUGAAUAGUAAAUCGUCCAAGACUAAUUUGGGCGUAAUUGUGGGCUCAGUUGUUGGAGGGGUGGUUCUAAUCAUUGUUUCGGCGGUAUGUUUGUGGUUUUAUUUGAUCAGGAAGAAAGCAAAGCCAGUUGACACUGUUGAUGAGUGGGAACUACCGGAUAUGAACAGGGGAACUUCAUAUAGCAGGAGCACUGACAGAAAUACCAGUGGCUCUCCUCUUCCGGAUCUAAAUCUCGGCCUGAAGAUAGCUUUGGGUGAAGUUCUUUUUGCCACAAAGAAUUUCGAUGAAGCUUUGGUUAUUGGUGAAGGUGGUUUUGGCAAAGUCUACAGAGGAAUUCUUAGGGAUGGAACUAAAGUGGCUGUCAAAAGAAGUGAACCAGGACGAACCCAGGGAUUCUCCGAGUUUCAAACUGAGAUAAUGGUCUUAUCGAAAAUCCGGCACCGGCAUUUGGUCUCCUUGAUCGGGUACUGUGAUGAUAGAUCAGAGAUGGUUCUUGUGUAUGAGUUCAUGGAGAAAGGGACACUGAAAGAUCAUCUGUACAGCUCUAAGGGAGAUCCCGAGAAACCAACCUCUGAACCGAAACAAGCACUUGAUAAUACGCUUCCGAAGGAGCAAAUAAACCUGGCAGAAUGGGGAAUGUCUCAUAUAAUGAAAGGGGAACUUGAAAAGAUCAUUGAACCUUCCCUAAAGGGCAAAAUCAGCCCUGAUUCACUAAGGAGAUUUGGGCAGAUUGUGCAGAAAUGUUUGCAGGAGCGCGGCACCGACAGGCCUAAUAUGGUCGAUGUGCUAUGGGAACUGGAGUAUGCAUUACAGCUGCAACAGACUGCAUUGCCGUGGCAACCAAAUGAAAGCAGUGAUUCCGAAGUUUCAUACAAUCUGCCGAUGCCUUUGCUUGGAAGAUUCCCAUCUUUCAGCGCUGCAAUAAGUGAAUAUGAAAUGGAGGACUCAGAUGUUCUUAGGAACAGGAGCAGUAAUCACACGGAUGCCAGUGCAGUAUUCUCUCAGAUUAUAAUGCAGGAGCCUAGGUGA